Molecule: messenger RNA, 2058 nt
Organism: Scomber scombrus (Atlantic mackerel)
Lineage: Eukaryota; Metazoa; Chordata; Actinopteri; Scombriformes; Scombridae
Gene: derl2
Product: derlin 2
Exons: 7
Coding region: 114-833 (239 amino acids)
Biological process (GO): endoplasmic reticulum unfolded protein response
Cellular component (GO): endoplasmic reticulum membrane; Hrd1p ubiquitin ligase ERAD-L complex
Molecular function (GO): misfolded protein binding; ubiquitin-specific protease binding
Source: RefSeq, a predicted model, not a curated record
CAGCCCAACUUUAACAGCUGACGUAACAGCAUCCCACGUGGGUGAACGCAACACCCAUUCGCCUUGUUGAAUGACGUGUCAACAAAGUGCCGGAAGCUUUCAGUCGCUCCAAAAUGGCUUACCAGACCUUACAGCAGGAGUAUCUACAGAUCCCUGUGGUUACCAGGGCAUAUACUACCGCCUGUGUCCUCACAACCGCUGCAGUGCAACUAGAGAUCAUCACACCCUUUCAGCUAUACUUCAAUCCAGAUUUGAUUCUACGGAAUUACCAGGUAUGGCGGCUAAUAACCAACUUCCUGUUUUUUGGUCCAGUUGGCUUCAAUUUCCUGUUCAAUAUGAUUUUUUUGUACAGAUACUGUCGUAUGCUAGAGGAGGGCUCUUUCAGGGGACGCACGGCUGACUUUGUCUUCAUGUUCCUGUUUGGUGGGCUUCUGAUGACUAUAUUUGGGACGUUUGUGAGUCUGGUGUUCCUGGGCCAAGCCUUCACUAUCAUGCUCGUGUACGUGUGGAGUCGACGAAACCCCAACGUGCGCAUGAAUUUCUUCGGGCUGCUGAAUUUCCAGGCACCCUUCUUACCCUGGGUGCUGAUGGGAUUCUCACUUCUGCUGGGCAACUCCAUCAUUGUGGAUCUUUUAGGUAUCGCUGUUGGUCAUGUGUACUUCUUCCUGGAGGAUGUUUUCCCCAACCAGCCAGGCGGUGGAAGGUGGCUCAAGACCCCAUCUAUCAUAAAGAUGCUGUUUGACACUCCGGAGGAAGACGCCAACUACAACCCCCUGCCCGAGGAGCGCCCGGGAGGUUUCGCCUGGGGAGAGGGACAGCGUCUCGGAGGUUAAAUCCGCUCCCAGAUCAGCCCUGAUCCACAGGUCACUUUCAAGGACAUUCCCUCCGAGAGAUGAAGGGGGAUGAACGUGGUCUUUGUCCUUGACGUAUUUGUUUAGUUCUGGACGAAAGAUGCCAAAACAAGCCAGAACUUGUCUGGAGAUAACCAUCUGUUGUCUUUUUGUAUAUGGGCUUAAAUCAUCCUCAGAAAAAACUCUUCUCGAUGCCAGAUCGUUGCUCAAAGACUAUUUUAGAGGACACAAGCUUCGGAUGGACGGUGAGCCUUUUAGGGCUCAGGUUGAUGUUUGUCUAACACCUCGGGAAAAAAAAAAUUUGACACACAACAACUGUCGUAUAAAAGAAGCAAAAAAAAAAAAAAUGACAGCAGUAAAAUAUUAUGGAAAAUGAAUUUAUUCAGAUGGCGAGUGCUUUUUUUUUUUUCUUCUUGCAUUUCACUUUUUUAAAGAAUAAAUGUGUGUGGCAAAUGAUGCUUUGGUUUCAUCUCUUUUGACUGUCGUAGUAUUGCAUGAAACCAAAGAAGAGUCGACAUAUUAAAAGAAUUGAGCCAUAAGCAUAAUAUUAUGGUCAGUAGAGAAUGAUUCUAUGGGUUAUUAUGGAAGGUAGGGUCCUUCUCUCUACACAGCAGCUCAGUUACAGCAGGGUUUGUUCUUCAGGCUUUGUGUGUCAGCACAUUCAACAUGAAAUAAACUAAUGGAGACUGAAUUAAAGUGCCAUGUCUAAGCUUUAAUCAAAGCUUCACAUCAAUAUAGAAAGAAGUAUGUGGACCAUAAAGCCAUUUUAACACGUUGGGAACCAAAAUUUAAGCAGUUGAAACAGAAUUGAACAGAUGCACAUGAAGUCCAACAAAAUAAUCGUGUUUAAUAUUAAAUGGAAAAUCCUUUUCACAAUCAAUGCCUGGCUGAAGUCUUGGAGUCAUAAACAGCAGACGCUUUGUAUCUUCUUCUGCUGAUGCUCCCACAGACAGUUUCAGGCAUGUUCAUCGUGGGCUCUCUCCGCCUCUAAGUCUUGUUUCCAGCAGGUGGAAUGCAGCUCAGUCGGACUGAGAUCUGGUCAUCAAGUCUUCUCCGCCUACAUCCUGCAGAGCAUUGUUGAUGUGACAUUCUGUGUGCGGUCACAAAGGGCUUUUAAUUUACUGAGCAAGUCGUUUUCUGCUUAGUCACAAAACUUCCACGGUCUACCAGCUUGUUUGUCAUUUUAUAGUUUUCCUGAGCUCACCUG